UUCAGUUAAUAAAUGAGAUACAAGCACUGUAGAGUUUCUAAGGAAUAAAAAAUGACCAGUUUCUGGAUUUUUAUUUUGACCAUGUAUACAGUCCAAACUGGUAGACGCUGGGUUACUGCCCAAUCUCCCACAGAGUCACCAGUUCAUCAGCCUGAUAAAGAGCUCAGUGUGGAUAUCGGAGACUCGGCUACCCUGCGUUGCUGUGCUUCUAAAAAACAAACAAUAGUCUGGUAUAAGCAACCAAACAGAGAAAAACCUCAGAUUUUAGUCACAGUGUAUAAAGAUAGUAAAGAAACCUUUCACACUGGAUUCCAAAAGUCUCGUUUCCAAAUAGAAAGAUCUUCAAACUGCAUCAAUUUGACCAUUUUCAAGAUCAUUCAGUCUGAUGAAGCCAUGUACUACUGUGCAGUGACAACACCAUACCUUGGGUUUGGAGAUGGAACUUAUUUAAAAAUUAAAGAAACAUCUAAACCAGCUCUGAGAGAUAAUUCAGUGGUGUGUGAACCAGCAAUGCGUGGAAACGACACUAACACGAACACACAAGACAAAACAUUGAUCGGUUUGGGAACGGCUUUGGGUUUGUGCUCACUUCUGAUUUUCUGUUUCACUUAUUUCAUACUGAGGAGAAGAAACUGUGACACCUCUAGAUCCAACACAUCUAUUGAAGAUUCUCAUCAAUCCGUCUCAUCAGAGUGUGUGUACUCCAAUGUGAAGAAAACUGUAAGAUAACAUCUAUGCCUCAUAACACACAUAAACGCAUAACACAAUUACACAGUGAUAACCUUUUAUCAAAAAAAAAAUCUUGACAAUAGUAAAACAUAUUUCUUGCUAUCUUCCCUAUCAUCAUGAAUUAAAAUGCUACAAUUCUACAAGCUUGAAAUUGUCUUUGACAAGAUAUUGUAUAAAGUAACUUUGUACAGUGAAGUAACAUUAAAGUAACGCAACUGAUGUAUUUUCCCAACAUGAUUUCUAUCAAGUAUCCUGGUAUUACAUUCCACUAACUGUAAAC
Hemibagrus wyckioides is the source of this 1009-nucleotide messenger RNA. RefSeq lists its product as uncharacterized. Gene Ontology annotation, biological process: response to bacterium. The record is from RefSeq and is a predicted model, not a curated record. The transcript is spliced from 5 exons. NCBI's taxonomy places the organism in Eukaryota, Metazoa, Chordata, Actinopteri, Siluriformes, Bagridae. The coding region runs from base 52 to 729 and encodes 225 amino acids.